AUGCAGGGUAUUAAAGAGCCUGAGCUUAAUCAGGACUAUGACCUCAGCACUCCAAUCACAUCUACCUCCGGCCUGCGUCAGGGUCUAACAUCGUAUGGAGAUGCACAUUUCUCUCUUUUUCUCCGCAAGGUGUUCAUUAAGGCCCUUGGAUUCUCGGAAGAUGCCCUUUCCCGACCUAUAGUGGGCAUUAUCAAUACAUUCUCAGGGUUCAAUCCCUGCCAUGCAAAUGUCCCGCAGCUCAUAGAGGCCGCCAAGCGCGGUGUCCAUCUCAAUGGAGGGCUGGCAGUGGAAUUUCCCACAAUCAGUGUUCAUGAAUCAUUCUCACACCCCACGAGUAUGUUUUUACGGAAUUUGAUGAGCAUGGACACCGAGGAGAUGAUUCGUGCUCAACCAUUGGACGCAUGUAUAAUGAUCGGAGGCUGUGACAAGACUGUUCCUGCUCAGUUGAUGGGGGGAAUAUCCGCCAACAAACCAAUUCUUCCCCUGAUCACUGGUCCUAUGUUACCAGGUAGCCAUCGUGGUCAGAGAAUUGGCGCCUGUACGGACUGUCGCAAUAACUGGGCAGCAUUCCGAGCCGGGGAAAUAGACGUGGAGGAAAUUUCAGCCAUCAAUGAAGAGCUAGCACCAACGAUCGGGACUUGUGGCGUCAUGGGAACAGCGAGUACGAUGGCUUGUGUUACCGCUGCGUUGGGAAUGAUGCCGCUUCGCGGGGCCUCUGCUCCAGCUGUAUCAUCUGCACGGCUGCGGAUUGCUGAAGAGACUGGUGCAAAUGCAGUGGCAGUUGCCAAAUUGGCAAGGAAACCCCAAGAGAUACUGACAAAGGAAUCCUUUCUGAAUGCCAUCACCGUUCUCCAGGCUAUUGGCGGGUCGACCAAUGCCGUGGUCCAUUUGCUGGCAAUUGCCAAUCGACACCCUGAGCUUCAGGGUAUGAUUACAUUGCAGACAAUUGAAGAAAUUGGUCGAAAGACUCCUCUUCUCAUCGAUCUUAAGCCGAGUGGUGACAACUACAUGAAUGAUUUCCACAAUGCUGGAGGCAUGCCUGCACUGUUACAAGUACUGAGACCACUGCUUCACCUAUCCGCCGUGACCAUCACCGGUCAAACAUUAGGAGAGGCUCUUGAUGCAGCUCAGUCCAGGCGAGUGUCCUUUCCACAGCAGAUUAUCCGAUCUCUCUCCGAUCCUCUUUAUCCUUCAUCAUCUCUGGCGAUUCUGCGGGGCAAUCUUGCACCCAAUGGUGCUGUCAUCAAAGCAUCUGCCUCGAAAGAUCGAUCUCUGCUCUCUCAUACUGGACCCGCUGUGGUAUUUGAGAACUCUAUUGACCUAGCUCAGCGCAUUGAUGAUCCAUAUUUACCUGUCACAAAGAAUAGCGUGCUAGUCCUGAAAGGCAUUGGCCCAAUAGGCAAUCCUGGUAUGCCAGAAGCAGGACUGAUUCCCAUCCCCCAAAAACUGGCAGCAGCUGGAGUGAAAGAUAUGCUGCGCUUAUCUGAUGGUCGUAUGUCUGGAACGGCUGGAGGAACUAUUGUCCUCCAUAUAUCACCCGAGGCAGCCAUUCCAAGCUCGCCAUUUGGGGUUAUUGAGACUGGUGACUUGAUUGUUUGUGAUCUUGAAAGCCGCAGACUGCAUGUUGAGGUACCAGAAGAAGUAUUGCAGACUCGAAUCCUUCACCGAAAGCAAAUGCUCGAGGCUGAGAAGGGCCCUGUCCAGGCAAGAAAGCAGAGACGAGGAUAUCGUGGGUUGUAUGAGCGAUCUGUGAACCAAGCGCAUGAGGGAACUGAUUUUGAUUUUCUUACUGCUGGUGGUGCAUCUGGGAAAUAG
Messenger RNA from Penicillium pulvis, 1815 nucleotides. It is a transcript of the gene ilv3C, whose product is annotated as putative dihydroxy-acid dehydratase. The record is from RefSeq and is a predicted model, not a curated record. The coding region runs from base 1 to 1815 and encodes 604 amino acids. The transcript has 3 exons. Gene Ontology annotation, molecular function: hydro-lyase activity. Lineage: Eukaryota; Fungi; Ascomycota; Eurotiomycetes; Eurotiales; Aspergillaceae.